Molecule: messenger RNA, 726 nt
Organism: Prorocentrum cordatum
Lineage: Eukaryota; Dinophyceae; Prorocentrales; Prorocentraceae
Source: the annotation of a GenBank genome assembly
AUGGUCCUGCCACGUGUGACUGCCCUGCUGCUCGGAUCUGUGUCGGUGGUGAGUGCCGCGGCCACGCCUGGGGACCCGUUCCCACCAGCAGUCGCAGGCGGGGGGUGGCAGUGGGUGCCAAUGCCCGGGUCGAAAUGCAUGGACGGGCAGGGGACUGGCGUGUACAUCAGGCGUGGUCACUCCGAUAGCACAAAGCUUGCGGUCUACCUCAACGGCGGCGGGGCGUGCUUCGACACCGCCACCUGCAUGAUGGCCGCUACGAAUCCACAACCUGGGAAGCCAGGGGAUAGUGGCAUCUUCAGCACCGACGAAAUGAACCCACUCCACGACUUCAACUGGAUCAACGUGCCCUACUGUACUGGAGAUGUUCACCUCGGCGCGGCAGAAAAUCAAGUUGGGGGAGCCCACCGCUACUUCCAUGGCCACGCAAACCUGCAGCUGAUCGCGGCAAGGGCAGUUGCGUCCUGGCCGAAGCUGGAGACCUUGCUCGUCACGGGCGAGAGCGCCGGCGGCUUUGGGGCCCUCGCAAGCUACGCGGUCUUCCGCGAGCGCUGGACUGCAGCUACGGGGAACUCCGAUCUCCGCGCUCUAUUGUUGGACGACUCUGGGCCGAUCAUGGAUGACGCAGCCAUCCCAGUCUGCCUGCAACAGAUCUGGCGGGAAAGUUGGAACAUCAACGCUUCCCUCGCCGCGGGGUGCCCAUCAUCGGCAGCCAGGGAAACAUAG